GUGAGAGUUCUGUAUUAUUCCUGUCAAAUCCAUUUCUAUACAAAUGGAUUUUCUCAAGUAAAAAUUUGCUAAAUGUUGAUGCUAAAACUUGUAUAUGUAUGCACAAGAGGAAACUUAAAAGGAUAUGUUUGUUUUAAUGAGAAAAAAAGCAUCAAAAUUUGGCUUUUUUUAAGUUUUUGUAUCUGAAACCUAAUUACAAUACGAGGCUCUAAGGUAUUUUAAGCUGCAAAAGUGACCUUGCUGUCACGAUGAUCCACUGUUCAAAUUUGUAGAAAAGAAAAAGAUACACACACACACGAAGAAUAACUAAAUUAAUAAAGCUGUUUGUACAGAGAAAAAUGCUAAGCAAAAUGUGAUGAAUUUUGAUUGGCUAUUUUUAAUCUUUUUUUGUGCAAAGUCGAAUGCAAAUCUGCCACUUGACAUUCUGACAAUUUCCGAGAGCAUCUUUCUAACUAAUUUACCCCACUUGUUUAGAAUUUUAGCCACCUGAAAAAUGAACUUGCAGUACAAUAGUUCCCCGUACUUGUGCAUGAAUCAUGCUGUUUUUCUCCUCCACAUAUGGUGACGCAUCAAAAUUAUUUUAUUCAUAUAUAAAUACAUCAUAGAAUAAUACCAAGCAUAUGACAGCCAAGAAAUCGAGUAUACGUAUAUGUAUAUAAUUAAGUCGGAUAAGACUUUCUGGAAUACAAAUAUAGCUACCCAUUAUUCUGUUUGUCAAAUCUUAUUGGCAUCCAGAUUUCAGGACAAGGAGUCCCUACAAGCAAAUCCACUGCUGAGAACAUGAAGUUUAGGGUUCUAUGGCAGAUUAUAUUUUUCUUGCUUUCUGUUGGUUAUAUGUUUAUUUGGGUUAUGUUGCCCACAAAAACUUACAAAACUUCAUGGACCCCUAAGUUGAAUGAAAAACUCAAUUCCACUUAUUUUCGAGAGCAAGGGACAAAUCUUCUUUUAUUUAGUUUUCCAAUUAUGUUCAUUGCUGCAUUGGGCUGUGUUUAUCUUCAUUUUCAGAAGAAAUCAUCAAACUCAGGAAGGCUCAAAUCUAUUGAUGAUGAUAGUUUGAAGUGUUUUUGCAUUAACCUUGAAAAUUACUUAAAGCAUAAUAUGGUUUUUGAUAUUGAUGAGUCUCGCUGCAGUCGGGAUUCUCUGGUGAUGAUCUGUGGAGGAAGUGGCAUUACUCCUUUCAUUUCCAUAAUCCGAGAGAUCAUCUUCAGAAGUACACAACCAGAAUUUAACGUACCAAAAAUUCUUCUAGUAACUGCCUUCAAAAAUCCAGCUGAUCUCUCAAUGCUAGAUCUCUUGCUCCCUCUAUAUGGAAAUCCUAUAGAUAUUUCCAAAGUACAAUUACAAAUAGAAGCCUACAUUACAAGAGAAAACGAUCAAAAAUCCUUUGAAAAUGCCCAUAAACUCAUCCAGAUUAAAUUGUUCAAGCCAAAUCCAUCAGAUUCGCCGAUUUCUUCAGCCCUUGGGAAAAACAGUUGGCUAUUGCUCGGGGCUAUAAUCUCGUCCUCCUUCAUCAUGUUUUUAAUCUUUCUGGGAAUCGUCACUCGUUACCAUAUAUAUCCUGUCGAGAGGAGGGGACAGAAUUACCAUUACAGUUUUAAGAUUUUAUGGGAUAUGUUUCUUGUAAUGGCUUGUGUAUUUAUAGGAACUAGUGUCAUUUUCCUCUUGCAAAAGAGAGAGACUUCUGAGGAAGAAAGGCAGAUUCAGAACGUGGAAAUGACAUCACCAACCUCAUCGCCAGCUUCAUGGUUAUGUGCUACUGAGAGAGAACUUGAAAGCUUGCCUCAUCAGUCCCUAGUGCAAUGUACAAAGGUGCACUAUGGAACUAGACCUGAUCUAAAGAGAAUACUUUUCGAUCGCAAAGAACCAGACGUUGGAGUUCUAGUUUGCGGCCCGAAGAGCAUGCGCCAUGAAGUUGCAAAAAUAUGUGCAUCUGCAUUGGCAAAAAACCUGCAUUUUGAGUCCAUUAGCUUCAAUUGGUGAUGCUUUUUUAUUGUAAACAAUGGUCAUUCUGUAUGCCCGUGCUUUGAGUUUUUUAAUGUUGCACUUCGUGAUAUUGAAGCAUACUCUGUACAUUUCUUCGUUUAUUACCACCUGCGAUUAUCAGUGGAGACAGCUUUGUGCCUGUUAAACAUUGUUAUCAAGUGUAAAUUCUAACGCUUGUUCAUUUCUCUAA
Molecule: messenger RNA, 2173 nt
Organism: Olea europaea var. sylvestris
Lineage: Eukaryota; Viridiplantae; Streptophyta; Magnoliopsida; Lamiales; Oleaceae
Product: ferric reduction oxidase 5-like
Exons: 5
Coding region: 781-1980 (399 amino acids)
Cellular component (GO): plasma membrane
Molecular function (GO): oxidoreductase activity
Source: RefSeq, a predicted model, not a curated record